Messenger RNA from Anguilla rostrata (American eel), 3411 nucleotides. It is a transcript of the gene wscd1a, whose product is annotated as sialate:O-sulfotransferase 1. The record is from RefSeq and is a predicted model, not a curated record. NCBI's taxonomy places the organism in Eukaryota, Metazoa, Chordata, Actinopteri, Anguilliformes, Anguillidae. The transcript has 9 exons. The coding region runs from base 747 to 2477 and encodes 576 amino acids.
CAGCGGGCCUGGACGGGCUGUGAUGCUCCAUGAUACUGAGCAUGCGCACAGCAGUCACCGUAGCCCGACUUAAAAACAGCUGGUCUGCGAGGACAGCUUCUGGAGAGAAACGUGCCGCAGAGCAUGGAGACACCGCGAGGAUUUGGAUGUACGGAUUAUAGCUGUUCGAGUGGUUUCACGGCAAUACCAAAUAAUAAAUAUGAAAGAGGAUUAGUGGCAUACAGCGCGCGAGAGAGACGGAUGAAGGGGCGGCCAGACAGUAGUCACAAACGCAAAAGCUACGAAUACUCUGACACGACUGACGCUUACAACUGAAGAUAUAUAGACUGAAACUUAAAGGAAGGCUGCUAUUUCUGAACCAGUUCGUGGACCUAGUUGUCACUUGUUUGAUUUUUUCGUGUCACCUUAAAAAAAGGUUCUGUGGAAGCUCCGCCUCCUGCUAUUAGCGAUUAGCGUUGGUGUUGAGCAGCGAGGCGAUGGCCUGCCAUUGGCUGAGCUGCGUCUGAAGAUCCAGACUGCACUUCUAGGACAAGAAGUUCAGCGAAGUCGGAUGGAAGGUCAAAGAGGAACGCCGUAGUGGACAAGAGUGGGCGGAGCCUGGGAUGAACUGACAGGGAAGGCCUCACCAGGACAUGCUGCUGUAACACCCCUUCUGACCUCAAACCCGCCCCCCCCGCUGAGCUCCUUCCGGGAGUCCGUGCGGCCAGGCCGCAGGGGAGGGGGAGGGGCAGGGGGCGGGGCCAGAGAUGGCAAAAGCCUUCUACAGGCUGCAGCGCUUCCUGCGGCGGACCCAGCUGCUCCUCCUCUUCCUGGGCGUGGCCUACAUCAUGGCGGGGAGCGUGCUCCUGCUGCAGCGCGCCAGCCUGGCCGUGUCCCAGCGGGGUGGGGGCGGGGCCGGGGGCGGGGCCGUACCGCCCGUCCCCUCCCUGCCGGUGCCACCCCAGGCCCUGGAGCCGCCCGCCCUCAGGGGGGGGCACUCGCACCGAGGCCCCGGGGCAGGGCGCGGCGGGGGGGCCGCGGACGAGGGAAGCAGCCCCCGCUGGCUGGUGUCCCGGAACCUAGAGAUCCGGCAGCUACGCCGGCGCUGGUUCCACAGCCUGAUGAGCGAGCAGGACGGGCCGAGAGCCGAGCGGGUCCAGCCCCGCAGGAAGGUCCGGCACAAAGGGACGUACGUCGGCUGUUUCCUGGACGACUCCAAGGACCGGGCUUUGAAAGGCAGCGUGUUCUACGACUUCCGAAAAAUGACCAGCACUCUGUGCCAGGACACCUGCUCGGAAAGCGGGUACCAGUUCGCCGGGCUGGAGUUCGGGUCGGAGUGUUACUGCGGCAACCGCAUGCCGCAGAGCCGCACCCGGGAGGAGGAGUGCAACCUGGACUGCAGGGGGGAGAAGGGCGCCCCCUGUGGCGGGGUGGGGCGCCUCUCCGUCUACAAGGUGGAGGAGCAGCCGGCGGGGCACAAGAGAUACAGGAACGCCCGUUACCGCGGCUGCUUCAGGAGGCCGGCCAACGUCUCCGCGGCCUUCCUGUUCCACGCCGCCCAGGCCAACCUGACGUCUCAGUCCUGCGUGGCCGUCUGCACGGACAAGGAGCUCCCGCUGGCCGCUCUCCGGAGGCCGGACUGCUUCUGCGGCUACGCCUCGCCCCAGUUCACCCUCCACCAAUCGGACGCCGAGUCCCGCUGCGCCACGGCUAACGGCAGCGGCCCCACGCCCCCCAGCGACCGCGAGUUCUACCAGGUGUACCAGACACCUGUGCAAGACUCCAGGUGCAUGGACAGGAAAUUCCUUCCGGAGAAAUCCAGCCAGUUGGUGGCGCUGUCCAGCUUCCCCGGGGCGGGCAACACCUGGGUGCGUCACCUGGUGGAGCUGGCGACCGGCUACUACACCGGAAGCUUCUACUUCGACGGCUCGCUCUACAACAAAGGGUUCAAAGGGGAGAAGGACUACUGGAAGAGCGGGCGGACGAUCUGCGUGAAGACGCACGAGAGCGGCCGGCACGAGAUCGAGAUGUACGACGCCGCCAUCCUGCUGAUCCGCAACCCGUACCGCUGCCUGAUGGCCGAGUUCAACCGCAAGUGCGCCGGUCACCUGGGAUACGCCUCCGAGCAGCACUGGAGGAGCAAAGAAUGGCCGGAGUUCGUGGGCAGCUACGCCUCCUGGUGGGCCUCGCACGUCCUGGACUGGCUGCGGUUCGGCCGGCGGGUGCUGGUGGUGCACUACGAGGAGCUGCAGGGGGCGCUGUUCCCCACGCUGCGCGCCAUCACGUCCUUCCUGAGCGCCGGCGCCAGCGAGGAGCGGCUGCUCUGCGCCGAGAGCAACCAGGACGGGCACUUCAAGCGCCCGGGGGCGCGCCAGCGCGGCUUCGACCCCUUCACCCCCGAGAUGAGGCGGCUCAUCGACGGGCACAUCCUGGCCGUGGACCGCGCCCUCCGGGAGCGCAACCACACCGGCCUGCCCUCGGAGUACCUGCCCAGAUGAUGAGCGGUGGCUCACCCCCCUCGGGCACAGGACCCCCCCCCACAGGAUCUGGCCCCGCCUCCCACAGGACCUGGGCCCCGCCUCCUGCAGGAUCUGGCCCCGCCUCCCACAGGUUCUGGCUCCGCCUCCCGUAGGUUCUGGCCCCGCCUCCCACAGGACCGGGCCCGCCUCCCCCAGGAUCUGGCUCCGCCUCCCCCAGGACUGGCCCCGCCUCCCCCAGGACUGGCCCCUACCUCCCACAGGACCGGGCUCCGCCUUACACAGGACUAGGCUCCGCCUCUCAUAGGACUGGGACACGCCCGCUCAAGGACUGGGCCUUGCUCCCCUCCCCUACUGUUGAAACGGUUUUGCCACAGAACAGAACUGCUCAUUUAUCUCAUGAGAGGAUGGAGCAUUUUUUACAUUAAUUUGAAAUAUACGUUUUUGCUUUGUUCUGUGUUUUUAACCCACCCCCCUCCCAACCCUUCCUCCCACAAAUCUGUAUUUCUUUCCUUAAUCUUGGGGUUCUCUUGUUCAUGAGGAUGCUGGUGUCACAUAGAAAGGUGACCCCCAUGGGUCGCUAUUACAGAAAAGUGCCCCCCCCUCUUUAUAGAGGUGUAUAGGAAAGGGUUUCUAUACACUUCACUGGAAAAUGUGAGUAUUUAUUCAAUUUCACAACCUACAAUGGCUUGCAUACUACGGAAACAACCCCCAAUACAAAAAAAAAUCUACACUGCAAUACAUUUGGGCCAUUUUCUAUGCUUUGGAAAAUUAACCCAAUCCCAAAAACCUAAAUUACAAUACGUGGGUCAACAUCUUAUACUAUAAAAAUUAUGUGGGGGUUGUUUUUUAUUUAGAAAUGUGAAAUGUCGGGUCAGUUUUCUAUAUGACACUGGAAAGCACCAGAAUAUCUGUCUCUCUCUCUGUCUCUCUCGACUCUGGCAACAGGAAACUG